CUGAGGAACAGCCAAACACACUUUACUGCCCUGCAUGCAUGCCACUGUCAUCUUGUCCACUGCUGCUUCUGAAAGGUUGAAGUCCGUGGUUAAAAAAUGUUCCGGUCGUUCCAGAGGUAUAUUCAGGACUGCAUGAUGGAGCGCAGAAUCCAACAAAACCGUCUGGUGAGAAAAGAUGGCCGCUGUAACAUCGAGUUUGGCAAUGUCAAGUACAAAAAGCAAUUUGCCUUCCUCGUGGACUUCUGGACAACCUUUGUGGAGAUCCGUUGGCGCUACGUGCUCCUUUUCUUCAACAUGUCUUUCAUAGGCAGCUGGUUCAUCUUUGGCCUGCUGUGGUUCUGGAUUGCCAAGAGCAACGGAGAUCUAUGGUGGCAGAACCCCCCCUCUAACCACAUUCCAUGCAUGAGCAAUGUUGAUGGGCUCGCCUCUGCUUUCCUCUUCUCACUGGAGACACAGAGCACCGUUGGGUAUGGUUUCCGACUCAUUACACCACAAUGUCCCGGAGCCAUCAUCCUCCUCGUUAUCCAGGUCAUUGUAGGCACAAUAAUCAACAGUUUUGCAUUGGGGGUCAUUAUGACUAAAAUGGCCUUGCCCAAGAAGAGAGCCAAGACUAUCGCUUUCAGCAAGACAGCUGUUAUUUGCCCAAAGAAUGGCAAUCUAUGCCUUCUGAUCCGGGUGGCCAACCUACGUAAGACUCUGUUGAUAGGAAGUCAGAUCUAUGGGAAACUGCUGAGGACCACCAUAACCCCUGAAGGGGAAACCAUCAUCAUGGACCAGACUAACAUUGACUUUGUAGUUGAUGCAGGUAAAGACAACCUUUUCUUUAUCUGUCCCCUCACUCUUUACCACGUCAUUGACAAGAGCAGCCCAUUCUUUGAGAUGGCUGUAGACACGCUGCACCGGCAGGAGUUUGAACUGGUGGUGUUCCUUGAAGGAACAGCUGAAUCUACCAGCUCAUCCUGCCAAGUAAGGACCUCCUUCAUUCCCCAGGAGAUCCAGUGGGGUUAUAACUUCCUCCCCAUCAUUUCUCGCACUAAGGAGGGAAAAUACUGUGUAGACUUCUCCAACUUCUCCAAAAUGGUUCCAGUGACCACACCGCACUGCACCUAUUGUUUUCAUAGCGGAACGGAGCAUCAUCACUUCGAGAAUAAAGGCAUUGACAACAAAGCAUUUGAGGCAAUCAACAUACCUCAGGACACAAACGGUGUCUCAGCUGGUGUCACCGAGAUGUGAGCCAAAGUGAACUUUUAGCAACAAGAAAUGUUAUUGCACAGUUUCACAGGACCAAAACACAAUGGGACCUGUGGAAUGGAAAAGGUACAAAUCUGACAGAAGAAACCCAGCAAAUCUUUCCUAGUGGCUUUAAAAGGAUUUUGUGGGCUAUAAGAAUUCCUAAUAUCUCUACAAUCUCUUUAGCUGUGACCAAAUAGAGGACUGUUUCUCGUAAAAGUCAUGAAUAUCAAAUAACAGGAGCAGGUAAUAAAACUUUGCUGGCUGAAGUAAUUUCAAAAGAUGAUUAUAAUCAUAAGUUGCAGAGGUUGCACGAGACAGCAUCUUAGAAAAGGAAAAGACUAUUUCGUUCUGUUUGUACUCUUAAAAAUUUAGGGCAAACGGGACCUACUCCCAGUCAAUGUCAGGGGAAACAAAUUGUUAUGUUGUGUCUUAGAGCAAGAAAAAUGUAGAACAGAGAAGUUCUAGAAGUUCUGUUACAGAGAACAGAGAACUAAUAUGGUACAGAAUAUCCCUGGGUGAUGAAAAAAUUACCUUAUUUUUCAAAGUGCUGCUUAAACACAAUGAUAAUGAGUAGGUUGCAGUUCACAUCAACACUUGAAUCAUGAAGGUAAACCAGGCAGGUUAUGGACGUAUUACUUAGAUAUUCAAGAGCUGGUAAAUUAUUAAUAGCCAUGGUAAGGAGAAAUGGUUUUAUUUCCUAUUUUUAUUGCUUGGAGGGAGUACUCUCAGUAAGAGCACACAAGUCACUUUGUCACAGCCUAUUGCACAAGUGUAAAGCACAAGGCACUCCAACCCUAACC
This is a messenger RNA of Scleropages formosus (Asian bonytongue), 2033 nucleotides long. Its product is annotated as ATP-sensitive inward rectifier potassium channel 1-like. Gene Ontology annotation, biological process: regulation of monoatomic ion transmembrane transport; potassium ion import across plasma membrane. Gene Ontology annotation, molecular function: ATP-activated inward rectifier potassium channel activity. The record is from RefSeq and is a predicted model, not a curated record. Gene Ontology annotation, cellular component: plasma membrane. The transcript is spliced from 2 exons. Lineage: Eukaryota; Metazoa; Chordata; Actinopteri; Osteoglossiformes; Osteoglossidae. Bases 97 to 1233 code for a protein of 378 amino acids.